Messenger RNA from Pochonia chlamydosporia 170, 723 nucleotides. Its product is annotated as chromo (CHRromatin organization MOdifier) domain-containing protein. Bases 1 to 723 code for a protein of 240 amino acids. Lineage: Eukaryota; Fungi; Ascomycota; Sordariomycetes; Hypocreales; Clavicipitaceae. The record is from RefSeq and is a predicted model, not a curated record. The transcript is spliced from 6 exons.
AUGGCAAAACUGAAGCAUCCGCGGCCAAGUAAGCGCCGUGCAGUUGAGUCCAACGACGAAGACGAAUGCGGAACUAAUUCCGAAUCAAGAUCGAGAUGCGGUGAAGAGUUAAAGAGCACCCAUGAGGAGAAAGAGGGUGGUGGUGAUUGGUACAACAUUGAAUCAAUUAAGAGCCACAGGGCUACCCCAGACGGAACAGUUGAGUACCUUGUCAAGUGGGAGCCAACUUGGGAGCCCGAGGCUGGCUUGAAAGAAUCAGUUCCAGAGAUUGUAGCACAUUAUAAUGAUGCCAUCAGCACCGGCAAAAAUGUCACUGAAAAAGGAGACAGAAAGCGGACCAGCGAAACCCCUGAGAAUCGAGAAACAACGAAACAAAAGAAGCUGGGUUACAAGGGGAAGUCGACCUCAGACAAUGCGACCGAGAAGUGGAGCCUACCGUUGGGCCCUUGGGAAGAUGACAUUCAGUCUAUUGACGCCAUAGAAGACGAGGGGGAUGGUAGCCUAGUUGCAUAUGUGACUUGGGUGGGUGGCAGAAAGAUCCUGCUUGAUGUACCAGUGUUACGCCGAAAAUGCCCGCAGAAGCGCUGGGCGGAUCUUGAGGAGAAGGACUGGCUAGAACUCGAAGAUUCAUAUCUCGAGUUAUUUGUGAAUGCGCAGGGCAAGAAGGUCUGGAUGGACGGCGCGAUGGCCUCAACCAAUGAGGAUUUUGAGUGGGAGGUUUGA